This is a messenger RNA of Brenthis ino (lesser marbled fritillary), 2310 nucleotides long. Lineage: Eukaryota; Metazoa; Arthropoda; Insecta; Lepidoptera; Nymphalidae. The record is from the annotation of a GenBank genome assembly.
AUGAGUAAACCGCUCUGUCUAAGUGAAAUAGAAUCUUUAAUUAAUCAGCAAAAUAUAUGUGACUCCGAAUCAAAUACAUUUUAUGAUUUUGAGGAAUUUUCAAGAGUGGACUGUUCUAGCGGUUCUCUUAUUACGCCAGAAGAGUUGGGCAUAAUAUCUUCUGAAUUGAAUAAUCGAGAUGACUUUACGGAAGCUGUAUCUGAUCAAAACAUCAGCUUACUCCAUGCCACUGAAGGCCCGGAUAUCGCAUCUGAAUCAAUGCAAGUGUUAUCAUCAAAACCUAUUUUUGAAAAUUUGAGCGACAACAGUGACGAUGAUCCGGAUUGGGUUCCAGGGAUUACACGGAAAAGGCAGAUUUUUUAUCCAUUGAGGAGACAGGUCGAGGAACGUUUGGACGUCGAUAAAAGUAUUAGGUCGUUGACUGUGCAAGAUUUACGAAGAAACAGAAACUUAUUUUUAAGAAGACGGAGGAUUUUGCCUUCUCUGAAUAAUGAGAAUUGUGAUAGUGAUGAUGCUGACAAUGUUAGUGAGGUAUCACAGUCCGAGAAUAUUGACGAUAAUACAUCUAUAUCUGUACAAAUAUCACUUCCAUGUACCGUUAAACUGAAUAAGAAAGCUCGUGUUGCUGGUAAAUCAUACCUUGGUUAUAAGAAGUUAGCUAACAAAUGGACAGCGUGCGUUGAGAAGCCUGCAAGAAUUUUAAAACCACGUUGCGUACACACUUGUGUAGUUCCUAAAACAAAAUAUUCUUUUCUUUGUGCUCUUGUCACCAACGAAGAACGUGAACAGAUUCAUAAACAUUUUUGGAAACUCAAGACUUGGCCGGAAAAGAUUGCGUUUAUUAGAGCAGCAGCGGUGCGAAGAUGUAUAAGACGACGACGUAAAUCCCAACAAAAUUCUACAAACAAAAAACAAAGUGGCCAUGAUAUCUUCAUCAAUAAAUUGGACGCGAAGUGCACUAGAGUAAGAGUAUGUAAAUUAUUUUUUCUGAACACACUUUGCAUUGGAGAAGACAGUUUUCGUCGCUGGACUAGAGAGGUUGAUACUUUAGAGGAAAAUGUAAUUGAUCAAACUGCAGAAAACACUUCACCAAGUUCAAAUAUUAUUGCUAGGCCAGGAAGACACGUUGAAUUGACAAGAACUGUUAAAACAUGGCUGGAUCUUUUACCAAAAGUACCAAGUCAUUACUGUCGUUCUAGCUCAAAAAAAAAUUAUGUUGAAUCGACUUUUCGAUCUGAACUCCACAUGCAUCAAGUUUUUAAGGAGUGGUGUAUUGAAAACCACUACAAAGCUGCCUCUAGAAGGACAUUUUCGAAGAUACUGACAAAAGAAAAUAUCGGCAUUCAUCUUCCGCGCAAAGACCAGUGUGACACGUGUUGCAGUUAUAAAACGAGUAACAUUUCGAAAGAAGAAUACGAAAGUCAUAUUGCGAAGAAAACUGAAGCCCGUGAAGCCAAAACGAAUGUCAUAGAAAGCGCAAACGAAAAGGAUGUGGUUAUAACAGUCGACGUUCAAAGUGUUUUGCUCGCCCCAAAGCUAUUGGCUAGCGCAUUGUACUACAAAUUAAAAUUACAAUGCCAUAACUUUACGGUUUAUAACGUGCUAUCCAAAGAUGUGAAAAUUUACUUUUGGCACGAAGCAGAUGGUAAUGUAACUGCUAAUGAAUUCACAUCUUGUUUAAUAGACUACUGUCAAAACCUGCCACUUACAACAGAGCGCAUUAUCAUUAUUUCUGAUGGAUGCGGACACCAAAACCGAAACCGAUUUUUGUCUAGUGCCCUAAGCGAUUUGGCGCAAAGGAGGCAAAUUUGUAUUGAACAACUUUAUCUGGAAAAAGGGCACACUAUGAUGGAGGUAGAUAGUGUUCACUCCACUAUUGAGCAAUACAUAAAACCGCCAAUAUUCGCUCCCAGUGAUUACAUCGUACGGAUGAGACAAGCUCGACCUCAAAAGCCCUAUGAUAUCAAAUCUGUUCACUAUGAUUUCUUUCUCAAUUUCGAAGAGAUGGAAUCGAACCUAAAAUCCAUACGGCCUGGAAAAAAGAAGGGAGAUCCUGUCGUGGUGGACAUUAGGGGUCUUAAAUAUUUAUCCGAUGGAUCUAUAUUUUAUAGGUUAAGACAUGUCGAUGAGUGGUCAGUACUUCCACAGCGUAAAAACAACCAAAGAAAUGGUCUUAUAUCUCCAAGGCGACUGUAUAAAGCUCCAAUAAAAAUUACUGAGAGCAAGUAUAAACAUUUGCAGGAACUCAAAAUGGUAAUAGACCAGGAUUACCAUCCAUUUUAUAACGCGUUACCAUUCAAUCCUGGCACC